AUGCAUUCUCUUUUUGGAUCAUGGUUUCCAAAAUUGCCAGGCCUGCAAGCCAUUGUUGCGCUCAUUGAUACGGUUGCUGAUUCGUGUGAUCCUAAAGCUGCUGAGAUUGUAGGAGGCAAUUAUACUCUACUGGACAAUGGAACCACAUUGCUCUAUGAGUGUCCUCGGGGACAGUAUCCACAUCCGACACAAUUCCGGUUUUGUAAGGAUGGCAACCAGUGGAGCCCCUUGACCGGCAGGGAUGGCAGGAUUGUCCAGCAGGCUGUGUGUCAAGCCGUCCGAUGUGUCAGGCCUCUAGAAUUUGAGAAUGGUGUUUUCGAGACCUUCCAGCAAUUUUACGACAUAAACCAGGAGCUGAGGUUCGCUUGCUAUGAUGGAUACCAGCUACGGGGCUCCCAGAUUCGUACCUGUCUCCCCAAUGGGAAAUGGAGUGGAGAAACAGCCAUAUGUGAUGAUGGAACCGGCCAUUGUCCUGAUCCAGGAAUUCCAAUUGGUGCUCGAAAAUACGGCACAGAGUACCAAGCAGAUAGUACGGUCCGCUACCAGUGUUCGAGAGGGUUGUCUCUUAUCGGAUCUAAGGAAAGAGUUUGCCAAAGAUCAGGAACUUGGAGUGGAUCGGAACCAGAAUGUCGAAGCCCAUUCACCUUUGAUUCUAAAGAAGAAAUCAAGACCAAGUUCCUUCCAUCCCUCACUGAAGUUGCUUUGUCUGCCAGUCAAGGAGCAUCAGCUAACAACAAAAGUGACCAACUUAAUAUCUACUUUGUCCUUGACGCCUCACAAAGCUUUGGCCGAACAAGAUUCACAAAGGCUAAGGAAGCUUUGAACAAGUUAAUCGAGAAGAUCUCCAGCUAUGACCUCCUUCCCAAUUAUGGCAUUGUGACUUUUGCCACUUAUAGCAGAAUAGUUCUGAGUACAAUUAACCCACACAGUAGCGAUGCUGACUGGGUGUCUGAAUUGCUGAGCUCCAUUAGCACCGAUGUGCAUGAACUGAAGCCUGGAACCAACAUCGGGAGUGGCUUUCGAUGUGUCUAUGAAAUGAUGAUUGCACAGGACUCGGAGGAGAAGCGACAGGGGAUGAACCCCACUCCUGUCUCCACCACAGCCCAUCAUAUCAUUAUCCUCCUAACUGACG
Messenger RNA from Protobothrops mucrosquamatus (brown spotted pit viper), 1132 nucleotides. Its product is annotated as complement factor B-like. The transcript has 8 exons. Gene Ontology annotation, biological process: complement activation. The record is from RefSeq and is a predicted model, not a curated record. Gene Ontology annotation, molecular function: serine-type endopeptidase activity. The annotation marks the transcript as partial. Gene Ontology annotation, cellular component: extracellular region. Lineage: Eukaryota; Metazoa; Chordata; Lepidosauria; Squamata; Viperidae.